AGCACUCUUAUCAGGGGAACCAUCAUAUACGCCUGUAAAAAUAAGCGACUAGCUGACCCGUUAACACUUCAGUCUUGUUCUGGACAUCUUCCGAUAACGUCACACUGUCUUCGAUCCGGCUCUAAGACACGAGGAAGCCGAUUCGUGUCUUCGUUACACGGAUUGAACAUAGAGCCGAUCGAAGGCGGUCUAAAAGUCAGGCGUGCGGCUCGCGCGAUGUAUGUUUGAAUUCAAAAGGAAAAGAAACGUUCGCUACAGUGCUGGUGAAUUGGAUAAUACGUAGUAAUCGGUACUUGUCGUGAGUUUAGUUGAAGCUUGUGCAAAAUGGGUCAAGUCGAGGAAAAAGGAAAUGAAAGAAUUGGGCUAAAACGAGAGCUUGGUCUUUUCAGCGCAGUGAGCAUCAUCCUGGCUGUUAUGAUCGGUUCUGGAAUUUUUGUGUCCCCCACCAGUGCUCUCGAGAGAUCAGGAUCCAUCGGAUUUUGUCUAAUCGUCUGGAUUACUUGUGGCUUACUGUCUCUACUAGGGGCUCUCGCGUUCGCCGAAUUAAGCACAGUCGUACCACGAUCCGGGGCCGAAUACGCUUACUUUAUCGAAGCUUUUUCACCCUUGCAUCAAUAUGCCGGAGAGAUACCAGCUUUUAUAUGUUCUUGGGUUUACGUGAUGCUAUUACGGCCAGCGGAAGUGGCGGUAGUUACGUUGACAUUCGCUGAAUAUAGCGUACAACCAUUCUCCGAGUAUCUAAUUGAUCUGCCCCAGGAAUCAAUGUUUAAACUGAAAAAGAUCAUAGCCAUCCUAGCUCUCGGCUUGAUCACGUACAUCAAUUUAACUAGCGUAAAAUUGUACGUGAGGGUUCAAAAUAUAUUCACGGUAUGCAAAGUAGUCGCAUGCAUUUUCGUAAUUGCUGGUGGAAUUUGGUGGCUGUGCACCGGACAUACAGAAUUAUUGGCGAAGCCGUUUCAUGGUACCACCGUUUCACCAGGCAAUGUGGCGCUAGCUUUCUACAGUGGAUUAUGGGCUUACGAUGGUUGGACCUCCGCUGCAGUUGUUACGGAAGAGAUCCAGAAACCAGAAGUUAAUAUACUUAGGAGUAUUCUAAUCGCAGUCCCUCUGAUUACCGUUUUGUACGUUUCGAUGAACCUAAUGUAUAUGGCUGCUUUAACGAUGCCCGAAAUGGUAAAAGCACCAGCCGUAGCUGUCCUUUGGGCGGAAAAAGUGUUGCCCGCCUGGCUGGGCUUUGUAAUACCACUGGGUGUUGCAUUAUCUACUUUUGGAUGCAGUCUUAGCAUUCAGUUUGGGGUAUCCAGACUUUGUUAUGUAGCUGGAAGCGAAGGUCAUGUACCCAGAGUUUUUAGCUUUGUACAUAUUGAAAGAAUGACACCUGCUGCAGCAGUGGCGUUUCAAGGAUUGCUGACAUUAUUUUGUCUACUUUUGGGAGACAUUAUCGCACUUAUCGAAUUUGCAAGUUUCUUAACGUGGGUAUUCUAUGGACUUGCGAUGUUAUCGUUAAUAAUCAUGAGACGUACGAAACCAGAUGCACCCAGACCGUACGCAGUGCCAAUUGUGAUACCUUGGCUAGUAUUGGGUGUUUCUAUUUUCCUGGCUGUAACACCAAUCGUACAUGAACCAACACCCAAAUAUCUAUUUGCUUUGUUAUUUAUUCUUUGCGGCAUUGGUAUCUAUCAUAUGUACGUGUACAAAAAAGUUAGAAGUACUUUGGCAACAAAAAUCACAUACCUAAUCCAGGUAUUAUGUCUCGUCGUUGCUCCAGAUAAACAAGACUGA
Messenger RNA from Eufriesea mexicana, 1782 nucleotides. RefSeq names its product b(0,+)-type amino acid transporter 1. The record is from RefSeq and is a predicted model, not a curated record. Gene Ontology annotation, cellular component: membrane. Gene Ontology annotation, molecular function: L-amino acid transmembrane transporter activity. Lineage: Eukaryota; Metazoa; Arthropoda; Insecta; Hymenoptera; Apidae. Bases 325 to 1782 code for a protein of 485 amino acids. The transcript is spliced from 3 exons. Gene Ontology annotation, biological process: amino acid transmembrane transport.